Messenger RNA from Galleria mellonella (greater wax moth), 1527 nucleotides. RefSeq lists its product as uncharacterized. Lineage: Eukaryota; Metazoa; Arthropoda; Insecta; Lepidoptera; Pyralidae. Bases 194 to 1279 code for a protein of 361 amino acids. Gene Ontology annotation, biological process: nuclear protein quality control by the ubiquitin-proteasome system; proteasome localization. Gene Ontology annotation, cellular component: nucleus. The transcript has 3 exons. The record is from RefSeq and is a predicted model, not a curated record.
AGUGUUCGUUUAUUAUUUUAAAUAUUAUCUACUGAUAUCGCAAUAAUAAUAACAAUAUUUGUGAGCAGUGACUGUGUUUGAGUGCGCGUAUUAAUUUCUAUUUGACAAUAAUUUUUUUCUCUUCCCCCGUUUGGGAAAAUCAUUAUCGCGGUGACGAUAGUACGAUAGAAACAGUUGAGAUUCCUUAAGAGCAAUGGAGAGAGCGAAGACACCAGAGGACAAGGGCCAAGUUCGCGAAACACUGGACGAGAUCUCCACACGCGCAGAUCGCUUCCCUUCUGAGGCCUCGUUGCCGCUCGUGGAUGCAAGAGAUUGCGAGCCAUCUUCGACGUCCAGCCAUCAGAGCCGGGCCUCCUCGCCCUGCAAUGAAACAGUUAACCAGCAGAAUCGUGAAUGUCUUCAUGUCUCGAGGUCGCCGGAAAAUGAAUUAAAAAAAAAAACCAUGACUAUCGAUGACUUUAAAUUACUUGGGUGGACUGCACUUCUUCCACCGCCACCAACAAACUCGGGUGGUCUUUCUUCCCCGAAUUUAGAAGCCACUUCACAAUCUAGCAUACGAAAACGCAUGCAGCUUGAGCACUUCGAAACAAUACCUUUGAUACCAGAGGUGACAGACUUCAGUGAUACUAACAGAUCGCAAAAUAUUAGCACAAGUUGUCCAAUUGAAUCAAUAUCGCCAAAUAAAAGGCGAAGGCUGGAGGAAACAUUGAAAUAUAAUAGAACUCUAGAUGUUGCCCUGAAAGAUUUAAGUCAAAAUCAACUGAUUGAUAUAAUUAAAUCUAUCAUUGACAAACAUCCAGACAUCGAAGACGAGGUCAGAAAAAAAUUGCCAGUCCAAGACUUGAUGUCGCUCCAGAAAGGACUUCUUUAUUUAAAAAUGAAUAUUUUAAAAAUAUUGUCAAAACCGGGAAUACGUUUUGAAGACGGUUCACUGGCUUUCUCUCACGCACGUAUCCACUUAGAAGCUUUCAAAAAUUAUGUAGUGAAACAGGGAGAAGCCUUAUUGGAUUCUCAAAACUGGAAGUCUGUUAUUGAAUAUGUCAUAUUAGCAUGGAGAUAUGUUAGAGUUUUAUCUAUAUGUAAUCAUCGGAUACAAAUUCCCUACAGUAAGAAGUGCUUCGAAGCGCUGUCUGAUUUUUGCAUGACGGCUCUCAAAAAAGGAAAUUUAGAAAAGGAUCUAUUGAUUGAUACUCAAGAUAAGCUACAACGCAUGGUUGCCGACAGCGGAGACAUCCAAUUAUGUAUAGAGCAAAUUCAAGAACAACUCUCGGAUUCGUGAACAUCUUAAAAGUAAUAUCUAAUGGAGUGCUUUUUAUAUUUUGUUUUUGUCUGUUAAUGAAAAAAAUAUAAAUAAUCUGCAUUAUUUCAUUUGUAUAUACAUGAGUGUAUAUAACAAAGCAGGGGUGUCUGCCUGGUUUUUAGACAUAGCGAUGCCAGUAUUACUGAUAUCAUUUAAUUUGUCUUGGUUCAUCCUUUGUUAUGAUGAUCCUUUGUUAUGAAAUGUAGUAAUUUCGAAUAAACUAAUUA